UUCCUCAACCGUAUAUCCAACUCCCAUACUUCGCGUUUUUCGCGUUAAUUUACCAAACUCCAAAUCAACAACGAAACGUUCAUUUCCCGCUGAUACUACCACCCGUCGCGAAAACAACCAUCGCCGAAACCUACGUACCUCCGCCUCCACCAAUCGCGAAAAAUAUCGACUCUACCGACCAACCCGCUUCCCAUCGGCCGCCGAUUCUCCCGCGCCAGCGUCCCCCAGCGGCCAAACGUCCCAACCGACGCGUCGCUCGACCACGUUUACGCACCGGACACACCCGCGAACCUCGCACGCUGAAAUCGCUCGCUUUGCGUCGUCCUUCGCCCCGGCCAUCUUCCGCCAACCGCCUCUCUCCGACCACCCAUGGCUACUCUCGAGGACAAGUCUCUCUGGGAAGACGGAGAGCAACCUCUCGGCGAAGACGUCUGGAGAAUGUCCACCGACGAGAUCGUGUCGCGCACGCGUCUCCUCGACAACGAGAUAAAAAUCAUGAAGAGCGAGGUCAUGCGCAUCUCUCACGAGCUUCAGGCGCAAAACGACAAGAUCAAGGAGAACACCGAGAAGAUCAAGGUCAACAAAACUCUCCCGUACUUGGUGUCCAACGUCAUAGAGUUGCUCGACGUCGACCCUCAAAACAUGGGCGAGGAAGACGGCGCGGUCGUCGACUUGGACGCCCAGAGGAAAGGCAAAUGCGCCGUCAUCAAAACCUCCACUCGUCAGACCUACUUCCUACCCGUGAUCGGAUUGGUCGACGCCGAGGCUCUCAAACCCGGCGACUUGGUCGGUGUCAACAAAGACAGCUACCUCGUCCUGGAAACCCUCCCCGCCGAGUACGACGCCAGAGUCAAGGCUAUGGAGGUCGACGAGAGACCCACCGAGCAGUACUCGGACAUCGGCGGCUUGGACAAGCAGAUUCAAGAACUCAUAGAAGCCGUCGUCCUCCCCAUGACGCACAAGGAGAAGUUUGAAAAUCUCGGCGUUCAACCUCCCAAAGGCGUCCUCCUCUACGGACCACCGGGAACCGGUAAGACUCUGUUGGCCAGAGCCUGCGCCGCCCAAACCAAGUCUACCUUCUUGAAACUCGCCGGGCCCCAACUCGUUCAGAUGUUCAUCGGAGACGGCGCCAAAUUGGUCAGAGACGCCUUCUCUCUCGCCAAGGAGAAAGCACCCGCCAUCAUCUUCAUAGACGAGUUGGACGCGAUCGGAACCAAACGAUUCGAUUCCGAGAAAGCCGGCGACAGAGAGGUGCAACGUACCAUGUUGGAACUGUUGAAUCAACUCGACGGAUUCAGCUCUACCGCCGAUAUCAAGGUCAUUGCGGCUACCAACAGGGUCGACAUCUUGGAUCCAGCCUUGCUCAGAUCCGGUCGUUUGGACAGAAAGAUCGAAUUCCCGCAUCCCAACGAGGAAGCCAGAGCUCGCAUCAUGCAAAUUCACUCGCGAAAGAUGAACGUGUCUCCGGACGUUAACUUCGAGGAAUUGUCCAGAUCGACCGACGACUUCAACGGUGCCCAGUGUAAAGCCGUUUGCGUCGAAGCCGGUAUGAUCGCGUUGAGACGCGACGCAACGGCAGUUACGCACGAGGAUCUGAUGGAAGCUAUCAACGAAGUUCAGGCGAAGAAGAAGGCUAAUCUCGACUAUUACGCUUGAUCCGCCGUCUUUGUCCAACGACGAUUGCGAACCAACCUAAAUUUAGACGAGAAACUCGUCUCCUUUGCAAAAUA
Messenger RNA from Heterotrigona itama, 1730 nucleotides. The record is from the annotation of a GenBank genome assembly. Lineage: Eukaryota; Metazoa; Arthropoda; Insecta; Hymenoptera; Apidae.